This is a messenger RNA of Papilio xuthus (Asian swallowtail), 4257 nucleotides long. It is a transcript of the gene Hip1, whose product is annotated as Huntingtin interacting protein 1. The transcript has 22 exons. Bases 223 to 3411 code for a protein of 1062 amino acids. NCBI's taxonomy places the organism in Eukaryota, Metazoa, Arthropoda, Insecta, Lepidoptera, Papilionidae. Gene Ontology annotation, biological process: clathrin coat assembly; actin filament organization; endocytosis. The record is from RefSeq and is a predicted model, not a curated record. Gene Ontology annotation, cellular component: clathrin-coated vesicle; cortical actin cytoskeleton. Gene Ontology annotation, molecular function: phosphatidylinositol-3,5-bisphosphate binding; clathrin-cargo adaptor activity; phosphatidylinositol-3,4-bisphosphate binding.
UUUGCCGUUGCGGACGUGUUGUUGACAAAAUAGACGUUUCUAAUCCUUAUUCUUUCACUUUCGAAAUUGUUUGUUUAUUUGAUAGUUAUCGCAAUCAUUAAUGGUCGCAUUUAUAAUACAGUGGUUAUGGUAUUAAGUGUUGUGGAUUUCAAGUUACAAUCUACAUCAGAACGUAGUCCUUGAAAUUAUAAUCCGUAGGAGUAUUUUGCAUGUGUAAAAUCUAUGGCGUCAUUAUCGCUUCCUCGAGUUCUCCAGCUAAAGAAGAAUAGUCUAGAUGCUGAGCGUGAACAGUUUGAAAAGUUUCAGACACUAGCUAUACAGAAAGCUAUUAACGCUAUCGAGACCCCGGUAAAGGAGAAACAUGUUCGGAGCACAAUCAUCGGAACGUUCCAGGAGCAGAGCGCGGUCACGUACUGGAUGGUGGCGAUCCGUCAGCCGCUGCAAGACAAUCGUAUCGUGGCAUGGAAGUUCUGUCACGUGACGCACAAGCUGCUGCGCGAGGGACAUCCCGCUUGUCUAGAUGACUCGCAGCGACACACUGGCAUGAUUGAGAACCUCGGCAAGCUAUGGGUGCACUUGCGCGAGGGCUACGGGCGGCUGGUGCACCUGUACUGCGCGCUGUUGGUGAGCAAGCUCAAGUUCCACCAGCGCAACCCACGCUUCCCCGGCAACAUGCAGCUCACCGCUGACGAGCUAGACGCAAUCGCAGAGAACGAUGUCAAUAACUACUUCCAACUGUGUGUGGAGUUAUUUGACUACAUGGACGAUAUUUUGAACCUUCAAGCAGCAGUAUUCGAGAGUUUGGGCAACGCGCGUGCUAACUCGAUGACGGCGAGCGGACAGUGCCGGCUGGCGGCGCUUAUCCCGUGCGCGCAGGACUCCUCGCACAUCUAUGACUGUAACGUGCGUCUGCUGUUCCGUCUCCACGCCGCACUGCCCGCGGACACGCUCGUCGGACACAGGGAGAGAUUCCGUCAGCAAUUCAAGAAGCUAAGUUCAUUCUACAAACACGCGAGCAGCUUGCAGUACUAUAGGAAUCUUCUCACGCUGCCAGUCUUGCCCUCCAAUCCACCGAACUUCUUGUUACAGAGUGAUUUUGGUACAUACGUGACUCCCGUAGUAUCAAUACCUGAACCACCGCCGGAUGAAGUAGACUCGGUUGCCUCUCUCAUAGACACGUCUGAUACUGUCAGUCAGGUGUCGCAUUUUGAGCAAGCGGAAUCUUUCGAUACAAGAACAACGCCGUCGCCGCAACCCGACCCUAUAGUAGAGAGAGACAGACUUAUAGAUCAUCUACAGAAUGAGCUUAAGCGAAUGAGGAGUGAAGUAUCGCAGUUAGUACAAGAGAGGAACACAAUGCUGGGAUCAAUGAGGGAACAUUGCACGCGACUUGAGUCUCAGCUACAAGCUACUAAGUCUGAAUUGGAAGAGGAGAAACAAAAAGCGGAAGUUUUAUCCGCUGAGACGCCAGAAAUCAAACAGAAAUUAUUGCAAACCGAAGAUAAGGCAAAGGUGAUAGAUGAAAAAUUUCAAAAAUUGAAAGGCGCCUACACUCAACUACGAGAAGAGCACAUCACAUUGAUCAGACAGAAAGCGGAGGUAGACAAGUUAGCAUCCAGUUUGCGCGCGGCCGCCGCACAACAUGAGAGCUCCAAAAUGAUGCUGCAGCAACAACUUAACGACAGAAUGAAAGAUGUGGAACUUCUCCAACAAAGUGCAUCGUCGAGUGAAGAAAUAGAAGCAUAUAAAAAUGAAAUUUCCAAUCUUCGGUCUGAUUUGGAAAAUUCUAGACAAAAAGAAGUGGAAUUAGAAAGUUUAAAGGCUUCAAUGGAAACAUUAGAGAUCGAACACAAAACAGCCAUGACGGAACAAAAGGAGAAAGUCAUAUUAGUUACGAAUGAAUUAAAAGAAGUGAAUGAAAAUCUAGAAAGAGUACAGAAGGAGAAAGAAGAGAAAGAGGCAGAACUAAAUAAAGCAAAGGAAGAACUUAAUGCUGUGAAAGUGGAAAGCGGUGCAGAUGUUAAGAGAAUAUUAGAAGAAAAAGAAGCAGCGCUACAAGAAGUCGCCGAGUUAAAGCAACAGUACCAACAGGAGAAAGAGAUGAUAUGUGCGAGGUUAGAGCACACGGAGACUGAGAGACUGAAUGCGGAGUGUGAAUUGCAGGAUUUGUUGCAACACAAUACAGUCUUAGAAGCGGACGUCGCCUCACUGAAAGCACAACUCGAGGAGGCGCAAUCGGAAAUUAAACGACAGAGAUGUCGAAUGUUGUCGUGUGCGGGCGAGGCUGCGCUGGCGGUGACUUGCGGCGCGCUGGAUGCGCACGAGCACGGCAGCGCGCGCGACACAUACCGCCUCGCAGCGGAACUCGCCGCCAAUGCACUUAACGAACUGGCCACACAUAAAGAGAUUAACGGCAACGAAGAAACUUUGGCCAAGUCAGCAGUAUACGCAGCGCACAACACGGCGCAGCUCUCCGCCUAUAUCAUGGAAGUAUGCAACGUGUCCACAGAUAUGGAGCUCUCCGAUAAGUUGAGCAACGAGUGCCGUUCAAUGCUGAGCGCGACGAAGACGUGCCUGGAGGGCGUGGCGGCGGGCAGGGUGGAGGCGGGGCUGUGCGCGGAGGCGCUGGGCGGCGUGCGGCGCGCGGCUGACAGCGCGGCUACUGCGGACGCCGCGCCCGCGCCCGGCAGCGUCGACGACGAGCUCGCCACUAUGGACACCGCCAUCGAACAAGCCGCUGCGCAGAUUGAGGAAAUGCUCGCCGCGAGCCGCGCGGGCGACUCGGGAGUGAAGCUCGAGGUGAACGAGAAGAUCCUGGACGCGUGCACGACGCUGAUGGGCGCGGUGAAGGUGCUGGUGCAAGACGCGCGCCGGCUGCAGCGCGAGCUCGGCGACACCAGCACCAGACAGAAAAUGUACCGCCGCAACCCGCAGUGGUCGGAGGGACUCAUCUCGGCCGCUAAGGCGGUUGUAUUCGCAGCUAAACUACUAGUGUCGUCAGCGGACGAGACGGUGAACGGCAAGGGUCGCGUGGAGGGCGUGUCCGCUGCGGCGCACUCAGUGGCGGGCAGCACGGCGCAGCUGGUUGCGGCGUCACGCGCGCGUGCACCUCCCGCAGCGCCCUCACUCGCCCGACUGACCGCCGCCUCCAGGCAGGUCGCCACCGCUGCCGGCGCAGUGCUCGCCGCCGCACGACACGCCGCAGACCUCGCCAGAGAUACCGAGGCACUUGAUACUUCGGCAUUGACGCUGACGGCGACACGAAUUUUAGAAAUGGAGAGCAAAGUUCGAGCUUUGGAAUUAGAGACGGCGUUAGAUAAGGAGCGCGCGCGACUCGCAGAGCUCAGGAAACGACACUACCAUUUGGCGCAACUUGAGGAGAACGGCAACAUGACGAAUGGUAAAGAAUAAUAUUUUUUUAAAGAGCCGACAUUGACAUGUAAAAGUAAAAAGGCGAAGUAAAUUAAGACAAAAUGUUUAAUGUCCACUAAACUGUGUACUUUUAUGAUUCCAUUUCGUUCUGCAUUUAUUUUAUAUGCAAAUACCACGAAUUGUAGAAAAUAGCGUGUGAAAAAAUUAGAAAACAUUCGGACACUGAUUAUAAAUUACAUUUUUGUAUAUAGCAACAAAUUAAAAUGAUUUAACACCUUUUUGUUUUUUUUUUAUUUGACUGGAUUUAAAUGGAGACAUGAAUGAUCAGACAAAAAAUUAAAUAAUUUUGGUUGUUAAAUUCCAUGUUUUUUUUAAUUAUGUACAUUCGGCACCAAAGUAUAGAUCUAGUUUUAUAUAAGUGUGUAUUCUUAAUCAACAUUUAUAUUCAAAUAUGCCAUUUAAAGUGUCUCCAGUGUUUACCACGAAAAUUGUAUAGAAUAUGACAAGCCAUAGCUUUAAGCGUAAAGACUUUGAUUGUGACGCAAUUAAAAAUGAAAUUCCCUUUUAUAAAUAAAUAUGUAGACAUAAAAUUAAUACUAAUGUUUAGAUUUUGUUUUUUUUUUUCGGAAACAAAGUAAUCAUGUGACAUUUUUAUACUUAAUCGGAUAUAAUAGGUGCUGGUGUAGAGCUGAUGGAUUAAAUCAGAUUAAUAUCGAUUGCUGUCUCCGUAACCCUAAUAUAGAACUUAUUUAUUUAUAAUUAUUUUAUUUUACACUUUAAUUAAUUGUAGUUGUUGUGUAUAACCCUUAUUUUAUAAUGAACUAACCUGACCUGUGUUACAGUAAUCUUUAUAAACUACAUAGAUAAAUAAAUAUUGCUACAUAA